AUGGCCGACUCGCCCGUCCAGUCCACCCCUGCGCCUAUCGAGAAACUCCCCACCAACUCCUCAUCAACCGACGCGUCGCCCGCUCCCGCAUCCACCUCUGCGAGCACGCCUGCCGCGACUGAGGCACCAGCAGCGAAGCCUACGAGCGUGCAGCAGCCGGACGAGUCGGACGGGGACAGCGAGGACGAGGACGAUGAGGAGGACGGCCCGGGGCUGAGCUUCCUGAUCCAAGAGGGCGGAGACGACGACAGUGACGAGGACGAGGACGACGCAGACUUCGAUGCGGCAGCAGCGGCAACAGUUGAGGAGCCCGACGACGACGAGAUCGAUCCUGAAGACCUCGAGGCAGACGAGAGCUUUGUCGCCACACCGGCGGUCGAGGACGCGGACGCGGAAGAGCAGCCGAGGAAGAGGAGGAGGGUUGCGACGGGCAAGAAGGACGCGUGA
Molecule: messenger RNA, 447 nt
Organism: Rhodotorula toruloides NP11
Lineage: Eukaryota; Fungi; Basidiomycota; Microbotryomycetes; Sporidiobolales; Sporidiobolaceae
Exons: 2
Coding region: 1-447 (148 amino acids)
Source: RefSeq, a predicted model, not a curated record